Asterias rubens (European starfish) is the source of this 1564-nucleotide messenger RNA. RefSeq names its product chitin-binding domain protein cbd-1-like. Lineage: Eukaryota; Metazoa; Echinodermata; Asteroidea; Forcipulatida; Asteriidae. Gene Ontology annotation, cellular component: extracellular region. The transcript is spliced from 4 exons. Gene Ontology annotation, molecular function: chitin binding. The record is from RefSeq and is a predicted model, not a curated record. Bases 177 to 704 code for a protein of 175 amino acids.
CUGCAACAAUGGAAAUUGGCACUUUUCACCUCUAAGCACAUACCGCGACGACAAUACUCGACCGAUUGUUACAAACAAGCACCAACGAUGUACAGUCUUGUAUAAAGGAAACACACACGUAGUCAGCUGCCAAGAGCACAAUAAGAGACCUACAGCUAAAACAACGAUUCUCAGAUAUGAUGAUCAGCCUCGCGUUUCUGUUUGCCUCCAGGAUUUUGUUCCUGUGCCAAAGUGACGCAAUGGUUUGUUCCAUUAGUCACGAACAUGAUCCGAGUGCAGGCAAUAUAUACCGAUGGGUCAUCCCAGUGGAAGAUCCCUGUAGUUGUACUGAGAUUCAACUGGGUGGUAUGAACACACGUACUCCUGGCCGCAACUUCAAAGUCAUCUACUUUGAUAUCCCUACUUCAACUGCAGACGAGGUUCACAAUUUGCUCAACUGCUCAGGUGGACCGGUCACCGAAAGCACAUCAUUAACAUCAAGUCACUACUCGGCAUCUCUUACAACCGAAGUGAAUUGCGCCGACGCUGGUGAUGGUCAAUACUUUGCUGACCACAGUGACUGCACGAAGUACUACCGAUGCAUCCUUGGGGAUCUUAUCCAUGAGUCAUGUACGGAUGGUUUGACCUUUAACCCCGACUAUUUUGCAUGUGACUAUACUGACAACGUUCUUUGUGCCGACUUUAACGACGGCUACGGACAAUAAGCUCAUUAAUACCAACAAUUAUAUGUGAACUAAUUAAGGCAGAAAAUGCAUUGGCUUACAUACUGGCAACGACGUCACACAAGUUUAUACCCGUAAUAGUUGUUCUUACAAUUUAAAAACGUGUUCGCCGCCAAAGGGCGAAUUAAACACGUGCACACGAAAACUUGUUAACAACUUAACAUAUUAAGAAAAAGAACAAACACAAACGGAGAAAGUAAAGAGGUCUUGAGCAAAUCAAAUUUGUCCCUUUUCUGCAGCCGAUUUCACGAAACUCUAUAGGAUCAGUCCUAACUCGAAUUAGGACGAAUAACCCGUCCUUACUUAGGAUGGGUUCAACGCUUCCUACGUAUUUGGAUACGGGACUCAACUCGUCCUAAGUCCUAAGAUUAAUACUACGUUAGGAAGAGUUUGGUGAAAUCGACGGCUGGUCACUCACAGGCACGCCGGGAAAGACAUGAACUAGUGAGCACAUUAUGAUAGUGGACGUAUCACUAACUAAAAUAAAAGCUAAAAACUACACCUUUGCAUGAAAUUUUUUUGGGCUUUCCGGACGAAUGGUGGCAGCAUACUUAACUUUUGAAAUCAUAGUUUUCGGUAAUGUGCGCAGGCUCAGAAUUUUUCAUGAACAAUUUUACUUGGUAAGUCUGCUGCCACCAAGCGUUCCAAAGUCUCCCAUUUCAGCAAAAAAAAUCUCACUCGAUCAAACUCGUUUCCGUGUAUAUGUUAAUUUCGUUUUAUGAUUCAGAUUCGUUUCACUUACUCUAGAUCAUUUCAAGUGCUUGAUUUUACGAAAUGGACCGAUCCGGCCUGUCAAUUAAACUGUGCGCGUUCACCCAUUUGACCAAUCACAGCAAUGAUUG